This is a messenger RNA of Monopterus albus (swamp eel), 2806 nucleotides long. RefSeq names its product pyroglutamyl-peptidase 1-like. NCBI's taxonomy places the organism in Eukaryota, Metazoa, Chordata, Actinopteri, Synbranchiformes, Synbranchidae. The transcript has 5 exons. The coding region runs from base 1027 to 1689 and encodes 220 amino acids. Gene Ontology annotation, biological process: proteolysis. Gene Ontology annotation, cellular component: cytosol. Gene Ontology annotation, molecular function: pyroglutamyl-peptidase activity. The record is from RefSeq and is a predicted model, not a curated record.
ACAGUGUGUGUGUGUGUGUGUGUGUGUGUGUGUGUGUGUGUGAUAUGGUUCAGAAGCAGAAAUCAAUGUUGUAACCUUAGCGGUACAAAUACGAAUAAAAGAAAAGUUCUAAGGGUUUGAGCUGUUCACCUCAUAAUACUCUUUCCAGAAAUAAAAAUCUCCACCCUGUACAGAGCAUAUUUUCUCCUUUGUGCCAGUUUGAAGCCACACAGGGUGCAGUGUCCAGAAUGUGUGAGUCAUUUUGUAACCCAGGGGUGUGGACUGCAGAGCACAGGAGAGAAAAAAAAGAGCUGUUCUUGUAAGGCGAGAUUAGCUCUGCACUCAUGAUGACAAACUGAGAAGAAGGUCUGUCCUGUAAACAUGGGUAAUGGAGUGUGUCCAAGGUUGGGUCAGAUAAACCCCCCCCAUUCCUCAGCCAAAGUAGUAUCCUUUGACUUCUUUUUUGCUAACAUGUUCUGCAACACCUUGUGCCACACUCAGCGCGCACAUUCCCACCUGCCCAGUAAAAGCUGUGAGCAGCCUCACUGGAGCAGCUGGUCAGGGUUUCAAUGUUCACUCAUCACCACAGGACUUGCGAAGGGAGUGGAGACUGAUUUUUAUAUUCGCCCACACAUAAGCCUUUAAUUUAUGAAUCCAGAGCACAUUCUUGGUUUUUGUGUUUGGGUUUACAUUUGGCUUCAAUUACAUCCUAUGUCAUUAAAAGACUUGGAUUAAAAGGACCAGUUCUCAGUCCCUCAUAGCCCUCUCCAAAUCAAGCUCUGACUCAUGAUGCAAAGGUUAAGAAACUCACAGCUAAUGUUCUAUUGAUUUUCUCUCAUUUCUUACAGUUGAUGAAGUGUUGCAAAAGGACGCAUGCCCAAACAGUAGAUGGCAGUGUAAUACAUCCAGGUUUGGUGUGUCGUUUCCUUUUGGCAGUGACACAGAGGAAGACAGCAGCAAGCACAAACAAGCCUGGGUUUCUUGUCUGGGAUAUUUGAUCAUUCCACUGUAAAUUUAUGACGAUUCUUGUCAUAACAGGUCAGGAUAAUGGCCAGUAAGAAGAAAGUAAUAGUAACAGGCUUUGAGCCAUUUGGAGAGCACGCAGUAAACUCCAGCUGGGUGGCAGUACAGGAACUGGAGCGACUAGGGCUCGGUGAGGCAGUAGACCUCUAUGUGUGUGAGAUGCCUGUUGAAUACCAGGCUGUUCAGAGCCUACUGCCGUCACUGUGGAAAGAGCACCAGCCACAGUUAGUCGUCCAUGUUGGUGUCUCUGGAUUAGCUACCACAGUCACUCUGGAGCAGUGCGGCCACAACAGGGGUUACAAACGCCUGGACAACUGUAGCUUCUGCCCAGCCUCUCAGUGCUGCAUGGAAAAUGGCCCUGACUGCAUAAACUCAGUCCUGGACAUGGAUGCAGUUUGCAAAAGAGUCAGUGACUCUGACAUUGGAGUUGCUGUGUCAGUGUCUAAAGAUGCUGGAAGGUAUCUUUGUGAGUAUACCUACUACACAUCUCUGUACCUGAGCCACGGCCGCUCUGCCUUCGUCCAUGUGCCUCCUCUAGGGAAACCCUUCAGCAGCCAGGACCUGGGUAGAGCCCUUCAGGCCAUUGUACAGGAGAUGCUGAACCUGCUGGAGUUGGAUUGUUCUGAGGAGGAGCACAAAGAGGACAAGCACUGUGAUCACAAGCAUCAAUACCUGCAUGACCAGUAACCUGAGUAAAUCAAACUGCCCAAAAUGGACUGCUGGCCUGUACUAAUAUUCCAAUCACUGUCUCUUCUGAGGAAAGAAAAACGAUUUUGAUUUAGUUGUAUGGAUUAGAAAGUGUAGAAACUGUCAAUUACUGUGUGUCUGAACUAGGUGCUACAAAAAAGCUGUAUCUUAAAAAUACUGUACAAGUCUGUUCACAACACUCUGACUACAACUUCUGUUUACUGUAGUCUUUGUGUGUGAGCGUGGGUUUGAAUGUGUUUAUAAUGUACAAAAGUAGCUCACAUCAGGGAGUGUUUGUUAUGUCAACCCAGUAACAUUAAUAUACAUUUUAAUAUUGCAUAAUUUUAAAAGGGGGGCCUUUUUGACAACAUCCACAUAUAAACAUCAGCAGUACUAACAAAGUAGUGCCCUUAAGUUAUAUGGUGACACACUGUGGGAAUUUUUACAGUUAAACUAACAGUUUCUUUGCUGUUGUAGUCUUGAAAUUAUGUUUAUCCUUUUUAUUGCUCUUGUUUGCACCAGAGAAAUGAUGGGAACCUGAAGAAAUUUCCACAUUAGUAAUCAUUUGUUUAUCUCAGGGGCUAUAUUGCACAUGCGAUCAGUAAUUGCAGGUUGAUUGAUGUGUAACUGUCUGUGAUGGUGCAGCUUUGGAAGUUAUUACUAUUAGCAUUAGUAGUGCUGGGUUUAAUUUGCAUAUUGCAGCAACCUUUCUGCAGUUUAAACAGCUUUGCAAAUUCGGCUUUGUAACUGACAUUUACAACUUCUUUCUUAUAAAUAUGCCUUCUAGACAUCAAUAAAAUUUGUUAUAUAAUUUGGUGAGAGCUUAUUUGAGUGAUGAAUAGUAAUGUUUAUUUUAAAAAAGAACCCCAACCACAAAAUAUCAAAUGCUUAAUUAAAAAAAAGUUAUAUAUGAGCUUGUAACAUAGUACAGUACAGUGCAGUACAUCAUGGUUCAUCAGACCAUCUGAACUUGUUCCAACUUUAUAAAUUGGUGCAGGACAGAGUGGAAGGAUCAUAAUGUUCCUGAAACAUUUGAACUCUUAAUAUUAAGGACUUGUUGAUCUCUGCUGUUCCUUUCCUUGUAUGUUUUUUAAAUUUACAUACAGGUAUGUGCCAA